Messenger RNA from Rhagoletis zephyria (snowberry fruit fly), 611 nucleotides. Its product is annotated as inactive pancreatic lipase-related protein 1-like. Lineage: Eukaryota; Metazoa; Arthropoda; Insecta; Diptera; Tephritidae. Gene Ontology annotation, molecular function: lipase activity. Gene Ontology annotation, biological process: lipid catabolic process. The record is from RefSeq and is a predicted model, not a curated record.
ACAGUACAAGUGGGUAGAGCAGUGGCGCAAUUAAUUGAUUUGCUUGUGGAAGAGAAAGAUGCCGAUCCGAAGAGUAUACAUUUGAUAGGACACAGUUUGGGGGCGCAUAUAAUGGGUUAUGCUGGCUCGUAUACGAAAUAUCGCGUUGGACGUAUUACCGGUUUGGAUCCCGCACGUCCAGCUUUUGAGGGCAGCACUGGUCCUGAGAAUCAUCUCGAUGUAACCGAUGCUGAAUUUGUUGAUGUCAUACACACCUGUGCGGGUAUUUUGGGGUACAAGCAACCGAUUGGGGUCGUAGAUUUCUAUCCAAAUGGUGGAGGCGCUUUCCAGCCGGGCUGUAAUCAACCUGCGCAAAUAUUUACUGGCUGCAGUCAUGGUCGCUCGUGUGAAUACUUUGCCGAGUCCAUUAAUAGCAAAACGGGGUUCCUAGCUACCGCUUGCAAUUCUGUAGUCGAUGCUAAGGCUAUGAAUUGCACUGGACAACGAAUUUUAAUGGGAGAUCCAGUGUUGCAAAAUGCCCGCGGUAUAUAUUCAGUAAAAACGGCGGAUAAACCAAAUUUUGCGCUUGGCAUGGAGGGCUGAAAAAAUGUAAAUGAUCUGGAUAACAAAAA